Molecule: messenger RNA, 1074 nt
Organism: Penicillium verhagenii
Lineage: Eukaryota; Fungi; Ascomycota; Eurotiomycetes; Eurotiales; Aspergillaceae
Exons: 2
Coding region: 1-1074 (357 amino acids)
Source: RefSeq, a predicted model, not a curated record
AUGGCUCAGUUCGCUAUGGGCAGGCUCUUCCGGCUGCAGGGCACCUCGCGCCAGUCGGUGACCUUUUCGCAAGUCCGCACCUUUGCCUCAAAAUCCGCAAUUCCUACAUUCACCACUACCGCAUCUACCGAAUUGAACCAGGCCCUUGAACACUGGCGACAAGACCUCUUCAUUCCAUUCGGCCUACCCAAACGACAGCGCAUGAGCAUGUUCAAGGAGAAACAUGCUCGUAGAUUGGAAGAUGAACCCAUCACCGUGAAGAUUAGCGAGACCGAAGAGUACACUUUGCGACCCUUGAAGCUCUCCUCACUGCCCAAGAGCAAGGAGGCCAUCAAUGUCUUCCGUCUAAUGGAAGCUGCCAACGACUACAAGAACCUCGUGCCUUUCUUGAGUGGACUCUGGAACGCCCAAAUGUCCAUUUCUCCCGCCAGAUGGCAAUACCUUAUUCGCAAGACCGGCAGCGCCGGCAGACUCUCUCUUAUCCUUGAAUGCGCCAGACAAGAAAAGCACACCGGCCUGUCGCUACAAAACAACGAUAACACCGAGCGUCUGUUCUUCGAAUUCCACCGCAUGGCCCACGAGGCUGGCUUCAAGGGAGAAAAGGUGAACAAGGCUCUUAAGAUGGCAAAGCAGGCUGUGGAUAUCAUGGACACAUACGCCCCAAGCCCGGCCACAAACCCAAAGUACCAGCCUUAUGUUAUUGGAACACUGCUGGAGCUUAGCGCUGCGCGUGCCCUGGCAGAGGCUGGUGGCAAAGACAACGGCGAUGUGUUGAACUACGCACGGAAGCUUAUUGCUUCUUGGCACUUGGGUGAUUUUUCGACUAUCCCUAAGGAUCAGUUUGACGCAGAGCUCGUGAACCAACGGUUCAUUGAAUCUAUUGCGGUGUGCAAGGGAUUGCAGCUCUGUUUGUCGAUUCACGGUGUUGCCGUUGACAAGGCUCUGCACACAGCUGUUACAUCACGCCUCUCUGAGGUGAAGAAGGCUAUCACAGCGCAACUUAAGGCGAUCCCCGAGGGCUCUGCUGAUAAGGUGCACAGCGCUGAGUUCGCCCAGGCUGUGCUUCAGAAAUAA